AUGCCAGACCCAAAUACCAGUCCCAAAAAUAAUAGUAAUGAUGAAAAUAAUUUUGAAACAAAUAAUGGUUAUGAUAAAAAUGAAAUAAACAAUCGCGAUGGAGGUAACAAUAAUGAUAAUAAUAAUAAUAAUAAUAAUAAUAAAAAUAAUAAUAAAAAUAAAAAUGAUGAUAAUAAAAAGAGUAAUAAUAAUUAUAAUGAUAGUAGUAAGGAAGAUAAUUCAAAAAAUGAAUCAAUUAAUAAAGAAGUUGAUGGUGAUAAAACAUCAAAUUCACAUCAUAACCAUGAAGAAUAUCAUGAAACCCCCGAUUCAAUAUCAUACUCUCAAGAACAAAAACAAAAUCAUCUUGAUGAUUCACCACGAAAUCAUCAACAGCAACAACAAGAGCAAAAACAACAACAACAUUUCCACCACCCAAAGAAUCGACAUCAACAACCUCAACACCAUGAGCACCAACAACAACAACAGCAACAACAACAACAACAACAAAAAGAAGAAAGUUUCAACCUCCAACAAUUUAAACAAUUACAAAUGCAAUUAUUAAAUAAUCAAAAACCAGUUAAUUUAACACCACCACAACCACCACCAGAAAUUGAAAAUGUACCACAAACAUUUCUUUGUUGGGUACAUUGUGGUCAUUCAGAAAUUAAAGAAGAAAUUAAAUUUGAAAAUGUUUGGAGAUUUACUCAUUUAAGACCAUUUAUUAAAAUUGCAUUUGGUGUUGAACAAUUGUCACCCUAUAUUCAAAUGUAUAAUAAUUCAUCAUUAAAUUCAAAAUCAUUAAUUGAUCCUGAAACUUUAAUUAAUGAUCCAAAUAAUUUACCAAAUAAUAUCUAUUUUAAAGUUUUAUCCCCACAACAAAUUAAUUCAGCAUUAUUCCUUGGAAUUUCAAAUUAUUCAAUUUCAAAUAAUUUUAAUAAUUAUGAUGAAUCAAAUCCAAAUCCAAAUCCAAAUAAUAAUAAUAAUGAUAAAAAUAAUUAUAAAAAUAAUAAUAAUAAUAAUAUUAAAGUUAGAGUAUUUUCAAAUGAUUUUGAAACUCAACCAGCAUUAGAAUUUCAAAGUGGUAUUGAUAUGAAUACAAUUGGAAAAAAUUUUAAUAUUGUUGGUGGAUGGUUAAAAAAAAAAGGUGAUUUCAAUUCUCAAAGAGUAAAAUCACCAUUUAAUUCAGGUGAUUAUGUUUUAGUUGGUUCAAUACCAAUUCAUAAAACCAUAACAAUCAUUUAUCAUGGAUUUUUCAGUUACUUUGAUAAAAAUCAAAAUGUUAAAAUUAAAUAUUCAGAUACUCAAAUGGAAAUAUCUGAAAAGAUCUUAAACACUUUUGGUUAUAAAACAAAAACAAAAUUUCAAUUAUUAGAUAUUAAUGGUGGUGUAUUUAUUGAUGAUUUAAAUUUUGCUGAUUUAAGUGAUGAAAAAGCUUAUGAAUUAAAAACUAAUAUUUGGUUUAAAUUAAAUUAA
Dictyostelium discoideum AX4 is the source of this 1455-nucleotide messenger RNA. RefSeq lists its product as hypothetical. Lineage: Eukaryota; Evosea; Eumycetozoa; Dictyosteliales; Dictyosteliaceae. The transcript has a single exon. Bases 1 to 1455 code for a protein of 484 amino acids. The record is from RefSeq and is a predicted model, not a curated record.